Molecule: messenger RNA, 240 nt
Organism: Anisakis simplex (herring worm)
Lineage: Eukaryota; Metazoa; Nematoda; Chromadorea; Rhabditida; Anisakidae
Source: the annotation of a GenBank genome assembly
AUGCCACAUCUCCUUUCUAUUCCUCAAACUACGGGCUGUCAUGUGUUACCUCUAGCCUGGGGACCAUGCUCUCCGAUAGCAACUGAAAAAAUUGCGGUGACUGCUGAAUUCGGUGAGGAAAUAUUCCCAUCAUCGGUGCUCGUUGGCAUCGCUGCAAUCAUGUCAACUGACUUUGGAAGUCAAACGUCAACGUUAUCUGUUCAAUUAAUUCAUAGCGAUGCUUCAAUUACUACUCUUCAA